UAUAUAUUGGCGUUUCUGCAAAUCAAGUGUAAAAAAAAAAGUCUUCUUAUGCUUUGCUCGUCGAACAUAUUAUACGUCAUCAGCCAGCCGCCUGAGACAAACACACGAGGCUACACAACAACUCCCGAGUGUUACAAAGUUGUACUAAGGUCAGUCAUGGGGAAAAACAAACCAAGGGUUAAGAAGCAGCAAAAUGUCUUCCAGGUGGCCAACAAACAAGGCAAAAGUAAGAACAAGGCAAAACGAGUCAAAACCUCACUGAAACAAAUGAACGCUGUGAAACAUGAGAAGGUGGAGAACCUGAACCAGAUCUUCACAGAGGUCCAGAGGGACGUGAAGAGCAUCUCUAAAAGUGUGGCUCCUGCGCCGCAGAAACCCACGCAGACAGUCAGAGAGCCGCCAAAGGAAGCGGUUAACGUGGACAGCGCUGCACAGCUGUUCUCCCAGCUUGGGCAGAAGUAACCAGUGGGGUGGAUCCACUGGUACAGUCUGUUCUCCCAAUUGGAGCAAAUGUAACCAGCGGGUUAUCUGCUGUUACAGUCUGUUUUACCAGCCAGUAUAAAAGACUACAAGAAGAAGGCGGACACAUGUAUAGACUGUUGGAAGUUGUCACGACAACGUGACUUUGAGCUCGAGAUUUUCUUGAUUAUUUUGACACAAAUUGUAAUUAAGGAGAUUGCAGACGGCUUAUCUUGUACCAUUGAAAUAAUUAUUUCUUAUAUCAUUGGAGUGUAUUUGUGUAGUGUGCUUGUAAGCGUGUAUAGGUUACAUGUGAAUUUGUGAAAUAUGGACUGAUGUUUAGGGAUGGUAAAGCCCACUUGACAUUCUCUUAAUUAAAAAUAAUAAUAAUUGUA
Messenger RNA from Gadus macrocephalus (Pacific cod), 854 nucleotides. It is a transcript of the gene rbis, whose product is annotated as ribosomal biogenesis factor. Gene Ontology annotation, cellular component: nucleolus. The record is from RefSeq and is a predicted model, not a curated record. The transcript has 4 exons. Gene Ontology annotation, biological process: ribosome biogenesis. Bases 49 to 462 code for a protein of 137 amino acids. NCBI's taxonomy places the organism in Eukaryota, Metazoa, Chordata, Actinopteri, Gadiformes, Gadidae.